UCGCUGCUGUAAACAGGUUAGGCUAUACUGUAGGCUACAAUUCAAAAUGAAUUAAUUUGAAAAAGUAAUGGACAAUGCACCAUAUGGUAACAGAGUUAUUUUUUUUUUAAAGGAAUGCAUUACAGUAUUAGUUACUGUCAAAAGUUCUCUUGCUCAAAAGUUCAAAAUGCUCUUACAGCAUUCCUUACAUUGUUUAAUCUGGGAUAGUUUUGUCUUCAAAACAUACCUGUAUUGUUCAGGUAUGUUUUUAGAGAUCAAAAUCUAAUCUUUAUGCCAUGAUGUGCUAUAAGCAUAAGCAUAUUAAAAACCAUGGCAUAUGAAUGUUCUUCCUUUUCUUGCAUGACAAUGGAAAUAGAUAUUUGAAUGUGAAUGCAGAACUUCACACAUGCACAAAAAAAUAAAGUUAGAGACACAAUUUCCUCAAAAGUACCAUUAUUGUCCUCAUCGCCCAAAGAAGCCUACAUCGAGGGUGAAUCCAGUGGCUGCCUGCCUGAAAAGGAGUUGUUGUGUUCAAUCUGUAUGCAUGUGUUCACCGAUCCAGUCACCACUCCAUGUGGACACAACUUCUGUAAGAGCUGCCUUACACAGUGCUGGGACAAAAGUCAACACUGUCACUGUCCAGUAUGUAAAGAGAAAUUCACCAAGAAACCUGAACCGAAGAUUAAUACAACACUGAGAGAGGUUGUAGAUCACUUCAAGAAGAAAAGUGGUUCUUACAAACCUGAGGUUCUUUGUGAUGCCUGCAGUGGAGAGAAGCUGAAGGCCCUGAAAUUCUGUCUGGAUUGUCGUGUAACUUUGUGUAAAACUCAUUUAGGUCCUCAUUAUAGUAUGCCUAAACUUAAGAAGCACAAACUAAUAAACCCUGUGGAGAACCUGGAGGACUAUAUAUGCCAGAAACAUGAGAGACCUCUGGAGCUGUUCUGUAGAGAUGAUCAGACGUGUUUGUGUCAGUUCUGUACUGAGACAGACCACAAGAAUCACAACACUGUUCCUAUAGAGGAGGAGAGCAGAGAGAGGAAGACUCAGCUGGUGGAAACACAGACAGAUGUGCAGCAGAUGAUUCAGGACCGACUAAUGAAGAUAAAAGAGAUCAAACACUCAGCAGAGCAAAGCAAAAGAAGCACAGAGAAAGAGAAAGCAGACAGUGUUGAAGUUUUCACUGCUCUGAUUCGCUCCAUUGAGAGAAGUCAGGCUGAGCUGCUGGAGAUGAUGGAGGAGAAGCAGAAAGCAGCAGAGAGGCAGGCGGAAGGACUCAUUAAAGAGCUGGAGCAGGAAAUCAGUGUGCUAAAGAAGAGCGACACUGAGCUGGAGCAGCUCUCACACACUGAGGAGCAUCUCCACCUCCUACAGGUUUACUCCUCCAUGUGCAGCCCUCCACACACCAAGAACUGGACUGAGAUCAGUAUUAACAGUGAUGUGAGUGGGGACACUGUGAGGACAGCUCUGUCUCAGCUUCAGCAGACUAUGAAUGAGAAACUCACUAAAAAACUCAAUGACAAGUUAAAGGAAACAGUUUCCACAGAACUGAAGAGGAUUCAGCAGUAUGCAGUGGAUGUGACUCUGGAUCCUGAUACAGCAAAUCCAUUUCUCAUCCUGUCUGCUGAUGGAAAACAAGUGGCACAUGGAGACAAACGACAGAAUCUCCCUGAUACACCACAGAGGUUUAAUCAGUGUGUCUGUGUUCUGGGAAAACAAAGUUUCUCCUCAGGGAGAUUUUAUUUUGAGGUGCAGGUCAGAGGGAAAACUGACUGGGAUCUUGGAGUCGUGACAGAGAACAUUAACAGGAAGGGGAAAAUUAUACUGAGUCCCCAGAAUGGAUUCUGGACUGUGUGGUUGAGAAAUGAGAAUGACUUUAAGGCUUGUGCUUAUCCCUCUUUCCCCCUCACACUGAGAGAGAAGGUGGAGGUUGUGGGGGUGUUUGUGGAUUAUGAAGAGGGUCUGGUCUCCUUUUAUGAUGUGAAGUCCAAAUCUCAUAUCUACUCUUUCACUGGUCAGUCUUUCACUGAGAAUCUCUAUCCAUACUUCAGUCCUGAUUUAAGUAAAGGGGGUAAAAAUUCAGCACCACUGAUAAUCUCUCCUGUAUUUAAGACUUAA
Molecule: messenger RNA, 2094 nt
Organism: Tachysurus fulvidraco (yellow catfish)
Lineage: Eukaryota; Metazoa; Chordata; Actinopteri; Siluriformes; Bagridae
Product: E3 ubiquitin-protein ligase TRIM21-like
Exons: 7
Coding region: 370-2094 (574 amino acids)
Biological process (GO): protein ubiquitination
Molecular function (GO): zinc ion binding; protein binding; ubiquitin-protein transferase activity
Source: RefSeq, a predicted model, not a curated record